Messenger RNA from Solanum dulcamara, 3158 nucleotides. RefSeq lists its product as uncharacterized. NCBI's taxonomy places the organism in Eukaryota, Viridiplantae, Streptophyta, Magnoliopsida, Solanales, Solanaceae. Gene Ontology annotation, molecular function: 2-(3-amino-3-carboxypropyl)histidine synthase activity. The transcript is spliced from 2 exons. The record is from RefSeq and is a predicted model, not a curated record. Gene Ontology annotation, biological process: protein histidyl modification to diphthamide. The coding region runs from base 67 to 1512 and encodes 481 amino acids.
CACCGUAGUUUAGUUUGCUGUUUGGAUACUAGAGAGUAGAGAUCCCUAAUUAGCCUUUAAUCACCCAUGGAAAAAGAACAUGGCGACCUUCUCCAUCUGGACCUUACUCCGGCGACGGCGCCGGUUGUCGCUGCAGUCCCCGGAGACCCACAGCCACUGCAGCAAUCAACUCGGCGACGUCCGAAGCGGUUCGUGAAGAACCAAAUACCAGACUCCAUCCUAAACGAUGCAGCACUCAACGCCGCCAUAUCACUUCUACCUCAAAACUACAACUUUGAAAUCCACAAGUGCGUAUGGCGAGUGCGGACUUCAGGUGCCAAGCGCGUGGCCCUGCAGUUCCCCGAGGGUCUUCUCAUGUACUCACUCAUCAUCUCCGAUAUACUCUCCACAUUCACUUCCGCCACCCACUGUUUCAUCCUCGGCGACGUGACUUUCGGCGCGUGUUGCGUCGACGACCUCUCGGCGGGAGCUCUUUCCGCUGAUCUCCUUAUUCAUUUCGGCCAUAGCUGCCUCGUGCCUAUUGAUUCCACUACUAUUCCAUGCCUCUAUAUAUUCGUCGAAAUCUCAAUCGAUGUUCACAGGUUGUUGCGUGAACUCAAACUCAAUUUUUAUAAUUCUGAUACGUAUGAUAAUAUCAUUAUGGCUGGAACAAUUCAAUUUGCUUCUGCAAUUCGGGCGGUUAAGCCUGAGCUUGAAAAAUUGGGGUUUAGUAUUUUGAUUCCUCAAGCUAAACCCUUAUCGGCUGGGGAAGUACUCGGUUGUACUGCCCCGAGUGUUAAGAACAGGUUUUCUGAUGGAGAGAAUGUGGUUUUGGUAUUUGUGGCUGAUGGUAGGUUUCAUUUGGAGGCAUUUAUGAUAGCAAAUCCGGGGAUAAAAACUUAUAGAUAUGAUCCGUUUAUAGGGAAGUUGUUUGUGGAGGAGUAUGAUCAUAAGGGAAUGAAGGAGGAGAGGAAGAGAGCGAUUGAGAAGGCAAGGGAGGCAAAGAAUUGGGGGAUAAUUCUUGGGACAUUAGGUAGGCAAGGGAAUCCGAGGAUAUUAGAUAGGUUAGAGAAGAAGAUGUCGGAGAAGGGAAUGACUUGGAUGGUUGUGUUGAUGGCGGAGAUAUCUCCUAUGAGGAUUACAUUGUUUGAGGAUGCAGUGGAUGCUUGGAUUCAGAUUGCAUGUCCGAGGUUGUCAAUUGAUUGGGGGGAUGCGUUUAAGAAGCCUUUGCUAACACCAUUUGAGGCGGAGAUUGCAUUGGGUGAUUUGUCUGGGUGGUGGGAGAGGAAGACUUCAGUGAAUACAGAUAUAUGUUGUGAUGAAGAUAUGAAGUGUUCAAACAAUGAAUCUUCUGGUGCUUGUGAUAAUGGUGGUGAGAAAGUGAAGGAAGAGAUACAAGUGGAUUAUCCAAUGGAUUAUUAUGCUCAGGAUGGUGGGGAGUGGAAUUCUUGCUACUCUAAGAAGCCUGCUCGACUUUCACAAAGAAGUAGUCAAUCUUGUAAUGGUGUCAGUGCCAUCAAAUCUAAUAGCUGAGCUAACUUGUUCCAGCUGGACAUAUUGCUGCCAUCCUAAAUGUAGUUUACACUUUAAAUCUUUCUAUUGACCAACCCCAGCAGAGAGUUGCAGGCUUGUAUCUUGCUGUUUCACUUCAUGCAUCCCUGUAUCUAUCAACUCCAACAAUAUGCGUGCCAGCCCAGCUGUCCACAUUUAUUCCUCAGUUCCAGCAGAAACAGUAUAUUUUUUUUAAGGAACAGCCUGCCAGUUUGUUAAGAUAUUUAAUAGGUAAACUACAGUGGGCUUUCUGGGGAGGCUUAGAUCAAGUGAAUCGUUAUGGUGACAAAGUAAUCCAUCUCCUUGAUAGACUCGUCCUAGAAUGUGAGGGAUCCGGUUGCAUUUUGUAUGUUUAUCUACUUUUUCUUUCAUUUCUUUCUAUAUUCCUACUGUAUUCCUACAAAGUAAUCCAUCUCUUGAUAGACUCGUCCUAGGAUGUGAGGUAUCCGGUUGCAUUUUGUAUGUUUAUCUACUUUUUCUUUCAUUUCUUUCUAUAUUCCUACUGUUGUAGCUUCCUUGCAUCACAAAGGUUAAGAGAUGUGAGUUAGAGAGGUUUGCUGAGUGGUGGUAUAUUAUGUCUCUACAAAGGUUGAUCGCAUAAAAAACCGGGUUUGUCUGUUUUUUUUAUCAUCCAUGUUAUACGCUUGUUGUUAGGGUGGAAUGAAAAAAGGGUGAUGCUAAGGCUGCAAAAGUAUGGAGAGACCAAUUCCUAGGUGACUCAUGGGGUUUAACUUUUGAGUGGGGAGUCCAGCUACCUUCUCAGAUAAAUGCAAAAAUCAAUAGUAAGUGAACUGCAAAGCUAAGCUUGAAACCGAACCCAGCCACUUGUUUGUUACCUUCAGAGAAGCAAGAGUAAGCUUCUUAAAAAGAUGAAAAAGAGCCAAUGGAAGGGAGUGUUCAAGAGGAGAUUAGGAGAAGUGAUGAAACAAAAAAAUACACAUAUUCUCCUCUUUUACUCUGUUAACAGGUUCUCCAAUUUAUACUUUUAAAUGAAUAAAAUACAGAAAAGAAUUCUUCUAAAGAUUCUGAAAGUGCGUAAUAAAAGAUAUGCCUGAAUUUGAGUGGAUAAAAAUUAUAUAUUCCAACACAUUCUCUUGGAUAUGACAAGCAGUAGGUCAAAUUCAUAGUUUUCUUUGUAUUUGAUUGAUAGCUCAACAUGUUAACUCAUAACGAAGUGUAAUAUUUAUACAAAAUAAGGAGAUUUAGGAAAAGCAACGAUGCUAGACCAUUUGUAGGCUAGGCUAGUCAGGCAUAGAAAAUUUUCAGAUGCUUUGAAGGAACUGUGACCACAAAAAUGGGCAUUUCGGUGCUCGUUUAUGUGUGCAAGGCUACAGAACUACAUACUGGUGGGCUAAUCAUCUUUCAAAAUAGAGCAUUGUGUGAAUCAAUAGAACAUGAUGACAUUUGACCUCCAAAAAUGUCAUAUUAGUUGGAUCGGAUCGCAAACUGAUCAAUCUUUAAUUCAUCCAGUUGAACUAAUCUUAUUAGAUAAAGAUGGCCACCCAGAUUGUGUGGAAGUGAACUUACCCCCUGAUCCAGAUACUGGCAAGCUGACAUACUGAGGACAUGACCCAGAAGAGACUCUGCCACUUUUAAUGAUAGAUUUACUUGCACAAUCACGAGGCUGU